UGUCAAUGUCAAUGCUAAACAAAAUGUAUGAUCAUUGUCACAUUUGUUUUGUUGCGAUUGUUUUCAUAAAUUUUGUGAUUUUUGUUCACCUGGUGAUGGCUGAUAUAAAACUUCUUUUCCAAGAACAUUGCCUCGUGCCAGAUGUUUUGACCACUGCACCAGGAGAGAUUUUGGAAAUUGAGUACCCAAAUGGCACAAAAGUAGAAAUGAGUAAGGAACUUACUCCGACUCAAGUAAAAGAUAAACCAUCUGUUAAAUGGUCAGCGAAAAAUGAUGCUUAUUAUACCCUAGCAAUGGUAGAUCCAGAUGCUCCCAGCAGACAAAAACCUACUUUUAGAGAAUGGCAUCACUGGCUUGUCGGUAAUAUUUACGGUGGUGAUCUAAAAACAGGAGAAGUGCUUUCUGACUACAUAGGAUCUGGGCCACCGAAAGGAACUGGGAAUCAUCGAUAUGUAUUUUUAAUUUAUAAACAACCAGAUAAAUUGAAUUUUUCAGAAGUUCCAAAGUUACGUAGUAAUUCUGGAGACAAAAGAGGAAAGUUUUCGAUCAGUAAGUUUGCCCAAAAGUAUCAAUUAGGUGCUCCUAUUGCCGGCAAUUUCUAUGUGGCCAAAUAUGACGAUUACGUUCCAAAAUUAUAUGCUAAACUAAAAGGAUAGAUUGAUUUUCUGAUAGGUCGAACCUCAGAACAAUGACGAACAUUAAUGGAAGUGCAAGCAAGCUUUAUAAAAUUAAAACUAAAAUGGCGUCUUGUCUAUGGUAAAAAUCGAUAAUGAUUUCCGCCUCCGCGUGACAAAAUCAUUUUUCGGUCCGCCAUUAUCAUUCGCCAUUACUUUUCUGGAGUUAGCGUAAAUUGGUCGUUGCUUUGUCUGUGAGCUUCACGUGCAUAAUCAGUGACAGUAAUUUUGUGCGUCGCAUCGCAGUGAUUUAUU
Messenger RNA from Plutella xylostella (diamondback moth), 929 nucleotides. Its product is annotated as protein D2. The record is from RefSeq and is a predicted model, not a curated record. Lineage: Eukaryota; Metazoa; Arthropoda; Insecta; Lepidoptera; Plutellidae.